AUGGCCAACCUUCAAGCUGUUUACACCGCUCCUGACGCCACAAAGUCCUUCCAGCAUGGAAUCCCUGCAUCCUCAGACCCUGCUGCUAAGCACAUCCAUUUGACGGCCCUCCAAUCCCUGGUACCAAAGCUCCAGGACGAGAUAAACGUCUAUUUGACCGCACGAAUGGAAGAAGAUAAAAAGGCCCAAGGGCAGACAUCGGAAAAGGAAUCCAAAGAGGAGGAAAAUUACGGCGAAGAAGUCAUCGACGACGAUGCGUGA
Messenger RNA from Penicillium odoratum, 261 nucleotides. RefSeq lists its product as uncharacterized. Bases 1 to 261 code for a protein of 86 amino acids. NCBI's taxonomy places the organism in Eukaryota, Fungi, Ascomycota, Eurotiomycetes, Eurotiales, Aspergillaceae. The record is from RefSeq and is a predicted model, not a curated record. The transcript has a single exon.